GUUGGGGAAAAGAAAAUCAAAAUAAGAGGAAAAGGCUGAAAGAUAGAGUUGAAGAAAUUCCCCCAACCCAACCCAACCCACCACAAAGCCUCCUCCUCUUCACCCUUUCAGGGCCUUAAAAGCUCAGCGACGAGAAGAAUUAUUAAGAAAAAUCAUCUCUUUUUGCGUGUAAUUUUACAAAGUGUGUAAGACUAAAGCUUUGAAACUAUAAUUUUUCGGAGUAAUAAAGAUUGAAUCUUUCUUGAAUACUGGAUAGGAAAAAUCUUAUCUUUAUCAGUCUUACUGCUGCUGCUGUUGCUGUUGCUGUUGCUGCUACUUAUUCCUAUGGAUCCAUUUGAUGUGGUGUCUUCAUGUUUAGAGCUUUGCAAAGGUUUUGGGUGAUUUUCGCAUGAUAUUUGAUCUUGUCAUUUUUGAAUAGAGACCCUACCGUAUUCAGUUAUCUGUAGAGAAAAUAGAGAAAUAGAAAAGAAUGAACUUUUCAGGAAAAGGAGCUCUUGUUACCGAGAAAAAACUACCAGCCACAAAGUUAACUUCCUUGAACCCAAAUGCUGCAGAAUUUGUUCCAUCUUCUUUUAGAUCACCAACUGGAAGUGCUAGCCCUGCAGAAGCAUCCUCCAAGUUCAUUACAACUACUACAACAACAUUAGGAAAAUCGGUGCUUGACAGGUCGGAGUCAUCUGCCUCCAAUGUCUCAAAUAACUCUGAUGAUGAGGCCCAUCAGUUUUGGCGUCGCCAGCUUCCUGAUGACAUCACACCUGAUUUCAAGGUGAUGGGGGAGGAUGAUUCCCAAGGAAUCAAUAACCUUUCACUCUCGGGCUUGUCAUUAGGUGACGUCAAUGAGGUUUCUAGAUUCCCUGCUUCUGCAGGAAGUGGCUUCAUUUUUAAGGACCAGCAUGAGUUAUCUCCUCAUCCUACAAAUGGAAAUAACUUCGCUGAGAAGAUGAGAUUUCCCGCUUCAUCCUAUGAUGAGGACCUAACCCCAGGCAAUUUCAGUAGUUUAUCAUCUCCAAAACCUUGGGACAAACAUCUCCUGAAUAAUGACUUAUUUCUUCCCGGUGCUAGAGAAGGUGCUCCUUAUAAUGGAAAUUCCCGUCAUGGAUUCCCAUCAGGCGUGAUGAAUGAACAACAAUAUCUGGACAAUAUGGACGUGAAUCCGGUUGAGUUUUUGGCCUCUCAGUUCCCUGGUUUUGCUGCUGAAAGUGUUGCCGAGGUUUACUUUGCUAAUGGGGGUGAUUUGAACUUGACAAUUGAAAUGCUGACACAACUUGAGCUUCAAGUUGAUGGUGGUCUGAAUCAGAAUAUCAAUUCAAAAGCACUAUCUGCUCCGAAUCUCAAUGCAAUGGAGUUCCCUGCACUUUCUUCAAUAGAUGGCCAAAACGGAGUGUCUAAGUUUGCUGCUGAUGAGCUCCAACAGGGUAUGAACCCUUACAGGCCUUCCGAAAAAGAGAAUCUACUCUUUUUCAAGUCUAGCGCUUCAUUUCCCUCCAGAGGCGCCGUGGAUUUUGCUUCUGCUGUCAGGAAAAUGCCACCUCAAGAUUCUGGUGUGUGGAAAUAUGACCGAAACAAUUCCUCAGAUGCAAAUGCAGGAUCGAGUAGAAGUUCACAAAUAUUAGCUAGCUCGUACAGCAGUGGCCAGGUAAGAGGGAUUUACGGCGAUAGGUUGCAGAGUCGGGGAUCGUCUCGUGCAGUGCCUGUGUGGCUGGAAACUGGAGAUGUUGUUGCAAAUAUGUACACUGAGAUGCGGGAGGAAGCUCGUGGCCAUGCACGUAUACGCAAUGCUUAUUUUGAACAGGCUCGGCAGGCAUAUCUCCAUGGCAACAAGGCUUUAGCAAAGGAGUUGAGCAUUAAAGGUCAACUCCACAACAUUCAGAUGAAGGCAGCUCAUGGAAAAGCUCAAGAUUCUAUUUACAGACAGAGAAAUCCUGGAAGUACCGAGAUACAGGCUAACGGGAGGGGAGUACAGGAAAGGAUCAUAGAUCUUCAUGGCCUCCAUGUUAGUGAAGCUCUACAUGUCCUCAAACGCGAGCUGUCCCUGCUGAGGAACGCGGCCAGAUCAGCAGACCAACGAUUGCAGGUUUACAUAUGUGUUGGAACAGGUCACCACACCAGGGGUUCUCGGACUCCUGCAAGACUUCCAAUCGCUGUUCAGCGUUACCUGCUUGAAGAAGAGGGACUUGAUUACUCUGAGCCCCAGCCGGGUCUCCUAAGGGUUGUGAUAUUCUGAAUCAAUAUCAGUCAGGAAGGUAUAGGAAAGUUCUUUUUUGACACGUAGCAUAAGUAACCCCCAUUUCAUCAGUCAUCGAAGCUU
Molecule: messenger RNA, 2308 nt
Organism: Oldenlandia corymbosa var. corymbosa
Lineage: Eukaryota; Viridiplantae; Streptophyta; Magnoliopsida; Gentianales; Rubiaceae
Source: the annotation of a GenBank genome assembly